AUGAUGGAAUACGCACAAUACCCACAACAACCACAGAACGCGCACUCGGGAUACACCAACAACUCCGCCGCCAACAACAUCACCUCUCCUCACGGCGUACAGACGUCACCCAUCCUAUCUACUCAGCAACAAUCACCUACGCAGGCACAGGGACACAACAUGUACCAACCACAGUACAACGUCCCUCAACAGGGCAUGCACUAUGCCAUGCCCCAAAUCCAGGCCGCCGCAAUGGCAGCAACCGCCGCGGCUUCGGGGUCCAACUACCCCUACAACAUGUCGGAUCCCAGCUUGCCGCAGACUUCACCGCGAAUGGGCGGAGCGAAGAAGGAGGCCAACCGUGAUCCCAGAUCACCAACCCAGAUGAACAACGUUUCGCAGCUGCCUGGCGCUCAAAGACGCCUCAGCCAAGUCACCAGCCCUGGCGUCCCGGCACAGGCAAUGAUGAACCACGUCGCGCGCCCCGGUGUUGCCCCGCCGCAGAUGACCCAGGCUCAGGCCAUGCAACACCCGCAGUCCCCUGAGAUGCCCGCCGGCGGUGUUGAGGAAUCUCCUCUUUACGUCAAUGCCAAACAAUUCCAUCGCAUCCUGAAGCGCCGCGUUGCACGCCAGAAGCUCGAGGAGCAGCUCCGACUUACGUCCAAGGGCCGCAAGCCUUACCUCCACGAGUCAAGACACAACCACGCCAUGCGCAGACCCCGUGGCCCUGGCGGUCGCUUCCUCACCGCCGAGGAGGUGGCUGCCAUCGAGCGCGACAAGGCUGCCGGUACCGGCGAAACCCCCAAAGACGACGCGCCAAGCUCCAAGGCCGGCGCGAAGAGAAAGUCGGAAGCCGAGGAGGGUGACGCCAACAAGAAGCCCAAGACCGCGUCGGAAAGCCCCGAGGAAGAAGAGGAGGAGGAUGAGGAGUCUUGA
Molecule: messenger RNA, 915 nt
Organism: Colletotrichum truncatum
Lineage: Eukaryota; Fungi; Ascomycota; Sordariomycetes; Glomerellales; Glomerellaceae
Product: transcriptional activator hap2
Biological process (GO): regulation of transcription by RNA polymerase II
Cellular component (GO): CCAAT-binding factor complex
Molecular function (GO): DNA-binding transcription factor activity, RNA polymerase II-specific
Source: RefSeq, a predicted model, not a curated record